Procambarus clarkii (red swamp crayfish) is the source of this 5232-nucleotide messenger RNA. RefSeq names its product protogenin B. Lineage: Eukaryota; Metazoa; Arthropoda; Malacostraca; Decapoda; Cambaridae. Gene Ontology annotation, molecular function: protein binding. The record is from RefSeq and is a predicted model, not a curated record. Gene Ontology annotation, biological process: cell-cell adhesion.
UCAGUGUGCGUGUGCGUGGUGGGGUGGAGUGUUCGCUUGUAUUCCCUGAAAAACUUCAUCAAUGUGGAAGCAUAUAUGGCGUGCUUUUCUAGUAUGUCAGGCUUACUGCCAGCAGUAGUCCUGGUUCUCGUUGUGCUCACAGGCACUGAGACCGGCGGGGGCCAGGGUGCGGCAGCUGAGUCUGAGCAGAGUCCAGGCUUAUCUGGUUCAUGGUGGGGGAGCGUGGGCGGGCGUGUGUGGGCGGCACGUGGUGCUGGCGCCCUCCUGCAGUGUGCCCUGGGCGCCACACUCCCCGCCCACACCUGGGUCAAUGUGACCUGGCUACAUAACAACACCACUGUACUUGAUCGGCGCCACCUGCUGACCCCUGCUGGUCACCUCAAUAUUACUAAGAUGGUUCACCGACGGUCAGGAGCGACGGACGAGGGGGAGUACCGCUGCCUCAUUACUACCCGCCAGGGGACCAUCACCGGCCCACCCGUCACCCUCCGGCUUGCUAGUUUGACUAAGAACUUCAUAGUGACCCCUUCCAAUGUUACCGUGGUGGUGGGCGAGGCGCUGAGACUCUCGUGCCAAAUUGACUCACAGCCCCCAGCCUCACUCACCUGGACCCACGACCAACAACCUCUACCUCAAGAUAACAGGUACACAACCCCUUUCUCAGGAGUUCUUCAUAUAACUGAAGUACAGAGGACUGACAGUGGCAUUUACAGGUGCCUGGCGACAAACUCUGUUGCAGGAAAGGAACGCCGCAGCAGCGCCAUUUCUGUAACAGUUCUUGAUAGGGAAGAGGAAGACAGCUACAAACCUCCCACCUUCCUCUCCCCCAACAAACCCUUCCCCUUUCUCUCCCCAAAAGAACCACUCAGAGUUAUACAGGGAGAAGAUGCAAUCAUUGAGUGUCUUGCAACAGGCGUGCCACUCCCCACAAUCUCUUGGCAACGAAAAUUGAAUGAAAGUGAAACUAAGGGCUGGGAGGACAUAAAAAAUGGAACAAAAGGCAUUUUGAUAAUAGGUCAGGGAACGUUAGUGGUGUCAAGUGUGCAGAACAUGAGUGCCGGCCGCUACGCCUGCACCGCCAAGUCUGUAAACCCUGCCACCCAGAGAGAAGCCACUGUUUCUCAGGAAAUAGAACUAGAUGUAUUGGUCCCACCAGAAAUCGUUGAUCCUCCAAAGCCCUUAGAUACAUUAUUAGCAAAGACUUCCCGCCUCAACUGCUCAGUAAUGGGUCAUCCCAUUCCCCGCGUCAUAUGGUACAAAAAUGGACAGCCUGUUAACAUUAAGGGGGGCACCAUUCAAACGACCUCAAACCAGCUCGUAUUCACCAACUCAAUCACAUCUGACACAGGAAUGUACCAGUGCCUCGCUAUCAACGAUGCGGGAUAUGCCUCAAGUUGGGCCCCCAUGGUUAUUAACUCGUCCAACAACCACCCACACCCACCUCAGAACCUUCACUAUGUGGUUCUCUCUUCUACCUCGGUCCUCCUCACUUGGGAUCCAGUUUAUCCUCCCAGUGACAAGAUCAAAGCCUAUUCAAUUCACUAUUCUCAGUCAGAGGGUAGUGGAAUUGAACGGCAGGCAGUUUCCCAGAAUGCUUCUCAUUUGUUGGAAUCUUUGAAACCCAACACCAUGUAUACAGCCUUUGUGAGAGCCUACAACAAUUUUGCAUCAGAUGUAUCAGAGAAACUGGUGUUCAGCACAGCUGAGGAUGUUCCUUCAGGGGCCCCAAGUGUACUACUGACUCCGAAAUCACCAACAGUGCUGCUAGUCACCUGGGGUAAACUUCCUCCAGAACAAGCCAGAGGAACCAUUAUUGGUUACAAAAUUCAUUGGAGAAAACUCAACCAUCACUACUACCAUGUGAUUGAGGUAUCUGCUGAUGUCCAUGAAUUUGAGAUCCCUGACCUUCAUCCUGGUAAGAAGUAUGAAGUACAAGUUUUAGCAGGCACAAAGGUUGGAUAUCCAACAAAAAAUGAUUUGCCAUGGAUACGCCAAAAAAUGCCCAGUCGCAGUCAGAAAAAUAUUCCUCUGCCACCAGUUGUUACCCUGAAGGUGAUAAACGAAACCUCUGAAGAUGACUCAAAGAAGCUUGCAAUAAAGAUUGACUGGAAACUUCCACCUGAGAAUACAGCUGAACUGGAAGGGUACGUGUUAAAGUAUCGGCGGCAGGGCAGGCCAUGGACAAGCCCAAUCAGACUCCUUCCUUCUGAGACUUCAUAUACCAUCAUGGGUUUAGAGGCUGACUGGUAUGAUGUACAGGUCAAGGCAUUCAGCGCAGAUGGCGAUGGCGCACCAACGGAACACAUGGUUCAAACAUUCCCUCCGAGUCCCAACACCACGCUCCCUCCAAACACAACUUGGAGCAUUUAUCAGUUGGAAGCUGAACCUCGAUCACAGACUAGCAUCCACUUGUCAUGGAAAUUGAUGGAAGGACAGGAAGGGGCGAACUACUACACUGUUAAAUACCGGCAAGUUGUCCUUUCACAGAAUACAGCGAAGGCAACAUUAGUUUGCAGUGAGAACUCUGUGAUUGACAUUACUGGCCUGAAACCAUUCAGCACGUACGAAUUCAGUGUACGCGCACACAAGUCUGAGAAAGUAUACGGCCCCUUUAGUCCCAUAGUGCAAGCUAUUACCAUGGAAAACUUGCCAUCAGCUCCAGAUGGCUUCACCUAUGAGCCCACUGAUGCAUCCACCAUCCGCUUGAAGUGGAGCAUACCCGAGGACACUGCUAUGAGUAUACAGAAGUACGAAAUUCUGUUUACUUUAGACAAAAGCAAACCGUUAUCAAAGUGGGACGUGCAAGAGGUGGAUGGAAAAGAUGCCACAGAUACUGUAGGAGGAUUGGUUUCCAAUACUGAGUAUUGGUUUAGUAUCCGUGGAUGUACGGCAAUUGGGUGUGGAGCGACAACACAGCCUCUCUCUGCCACAAUUCCAGCUAUCCUUCAUCCUGACCCAAGCUUAUCCACUCAAAAUCUCUAUCUUAUCUCUGGUUCGGUGGCAUUUGUAUUUCUGCUGUUGAUUAUACCCAUAAUUAUUUAUUUGAUCAAGUUCCGUAACAUACCAUCUCAACCACGAGUAUUGGCUUGUAAUGGAAAUGGUCAUAUAAAUGGCAAGAGGAGUACACAGGGCAUGAAUAUUGGACAACCAGAUACACAGUCUGACAUUGAAGCACAAGAAAUGGAAGUAUAUAUUCCAAUGUUGACUCAGAUACCUGCAGAUUUUAAGUCUCCGCCACUUGAUACUAAGGGAGGCUACUCGGACAGUCGGGUGAAUGGGUUGAACAAUCCACGAUGUAAUGGAUAUAUUAGGAGCCGGGAUGAGCUGGAACCAGGUCUUCGUGCUGAAGCUCAGAGCGGAUCAGAGGAAGAAAAUGAACGGCUCGUAAUUUGUGCAAGCAGCAGUAAUGGUUCCAUAAGCAGGAGUGCAGUUUCCAAGGCCCAUCAAAACCAUCACCAAGAGUCGGGGAAGCAAGUUGGUGUGGGAGAACAGUGUAGCCAGUCUCCUUCAGGCAUAUCACCCCCAUCACCAAUACUCCAACACAAUCAUAGUGUAGCCUCUAAGGAAGACUUUGCUGACCUUACCAACCUCACAACUCUGAGUGACAGUGAAGGGGGAAUGGAGCAGGAUGCAACAAUGGUGGUGGGAGAUACAGGUUAUCACCAUGUAAACAAGCCACACCAGCACAACCACCCCCAACACAACACAGGUGCAACGAGAGCAUCGUCCCCGCGACCCCCACUGACAACGGUGCAGUAGCUGCAAUGGUUCCUGGGCUUAAUUCCCAUCUACCUUCCCUCGCAGGCCCCUGUCACCGAGACACUCCUCUGGUCUGAUGCGGGUAUUCAUACGUAUACAAGGCCUGGCCCAGCUGCUGCGGUGGUAUGUGGCAACCGUGCCCAUCCAGCCCACAGUGGACUUGAUGCGUGUGCCUUGACCCAAGUGUACAAAUGUUGUCAGUGUGGGUACUUGAGACCAUCAAAUGAGCGGGGCUGGGUCAGGCACCCCACUGUAGCCACUAACAGCUAGUUGUUGUUUGGUGUUUACAUUGUAAGCAUUGUGGAUAUGGCUCUCAGUCACACAGUUUUGGCUCAGUGUUCCCUGACAGACAAGUCACGGUAUAGUAUACUUUUCGAGACUGAUUGAAAGGAGUACAAAAUGAUUAUAUUUCCUCUCAUUUUAUCUGUAAAAUGUGACUCGAGAGCUGUGUCCAGGGUGCUCCCUCAUUUCUCUGACAACAAGGUAUCAGGGAUUAUCCUGGCAAAUAACGGCAUGCCUGCAACUCCACCCCUUCCCCCACUACCCCCACCACCACAACCAUCACCACAGCCCCAAAGAUCCCUCUCACGUCUUCACAACCUCAGUGUUUUGCCAUAUUUGUAUCAGGGAUGGUAAUCUCUUCUCACCUCUUUUGAUAAGACUGUAAAACAACUUUGAUUCUGAUAUAUUUAAUUUGUCUGCUGUUUAUAUAACAUACAGUAGUACAAGAGUAAUGGGUUAUUAAUACUUUAUGCAUAAAUCAAUUUUAGGCAGCAGUCACGUUAUAACAUUUGUUUUGUUUUUUUACUGUUGAAUCAUUACAGUCUGAAUUCAGGGAGAAUCAUACCAAGAGCAUCUACAAAUUGCAGGAAGAACACAUGCAGCGCAUACAUCAUUGCAGUAGCUACCUGAACAAUUCUACAGGUUUAGUCCUCAUGGUGGGUGAAGGAUCUAACAUAUAUUGUUCUGCAAAGUUAACUGAAAAUCAUGUGUAGCUUUCAAAGUACUCUGAUGUAGACUCUUAUCUAAUGAUAAAAUAAUUCUCAGCGUGCUGUUCUCAGUUAAUAAAUUACUGUGAUAUAAUAUUUAAUAAAAAUGUGGUAGCUAAUUCCAGUUUCUUACAAAGAAUGCAGUUUUCAAAUUGCAAUAGCCAAAGUUCAUUCAGUGUUAACAAGGUAAUACUCACUCAGGCCUAUAUACUAGAUAUACACUGGAAUGACGCAGCAUCAAUAAUGCCAACUGAUUGAUGUGUUUGAAUACAUGGGUUUGUUACUUAAAAUAUGUCUUUACUCAUUAUAUAUAAGAAAACAUUUUAGCAAGUAAUGAGUUCCCCCAUAUUUAUAUUUAUUGAUUUAUAAAUUCCGUGAGAGACUGGCAUAAGCUUACGUCAUGAGCAUCAGUUGUCAUAUUACAUCAUGCGUUCCACUUAACUCUAAUUAAUAUAUAUAUAUAUAUAUAUAUAUAUAUAUAUAU